Molecule: messenger RNA, 3423 nt
Organism: Babesia bigemina
Lineage: Eukaryota; Apicomplexa; Aconoidasida; Piroplasmida; Babesiidae
Exons: 2
Coding region: 1-3423 (1140 amino acids)
Molecular function (GO): protein binding
Source: RefSeq, a predicted model, not a curated record
AUGGAUGAGGGACAGUUGAUUGAGGCACUUCCGCGGCUCGAAAAGGCCAAGGAUGACGCCAAUGUGUUGUACCGCGAGCGCCGUUUCAAGGCCGCCGCGCAGGCCUACACACAGCUCGUGGCCGAGAUUCUGGCCGUGGAGCCGUCGGCCGCCAAUGUCGCCGCGCUGUCGGCCGCUGCGAAGGAGGCGUCAGUGAAGGACGAGAACGUUUCGCGUCUGCUGGCCACCCUGCUCUCCAAUGCAGCUCUGUGCUACUACCAGGAGCAGUCCAUCGACAAGGCGUCGGAGCUCUGGGAGGCGUGCCUGUCCGUGGACGCCUACAACUACAAGGCGGCGUACAACCUCGCGCAGUGCCACGUGGCCCGCAAGGAGCUGAAGAAGGCGCUGGAGCUGGUUGCGCGCUGCCAGAACAUCGCGCUGACGAAGGGCAUGAACAACACCAAGUCGCUGCCGCACGCCGAGCUGAUGCAGCGCAUAGGCUCCACCGUGGAGCGCGAUUACGACGAGCGCCAGGGCUACAGCGGGAACGAUGCGAUUUUCGCUGCGCUGGAGUCCGGGCAGUCCGUGCGUGACAACCUGGAGAAGUUGAGCAUGCAGAGCCGCACCGAGACCGCGCGCAACCGCGUGAUCCCCCGCCUCAUAAAGGUCAUCAAAGGCGCGACGGACGUGGUGAAGCACGCGUCGACCCACGCCGACACUUGGGGCACGAUCCACGUGCUGCUGCAGGACGUGGGUUCUGCGACCGAGGCGGAGCUGCUGUCGCAGCUGUCGUCGGGUUUGUCCGAGCACUCGCUGGACCUUGUGAGCUACGGAAAGGAGGUGAUGAAAUGCAUCGAGAACAACCGGUCAGCUGCGAAAUCGCUGUACGCUGUGGCGUUCCAGUUCGGCCGCGUGUGCUACCACCUGGGCAGCACCGCGUCGCUGGAGGCGCUGUGCAGCAUCGUGGAGCGCGUCGAGCCCGAGCUGGAGCAGCGCAUCUACUCGUGCGUGUACCAGUACUUCUCGCGUCCGCGCCACGACGAGAAGCGCGCUGUGGACGGGCACUUCAGCACCGUGCUGAGCCGGCUGCUGGAGACGAUGCUGGGCCAGUGCGAGCUGGGCUGCCCCAACGAGAGGCGCGACACCAUCGAGCGCGUGCUGGUGUCCAUCUUCGUGAUGGCCCCCACCCGCUUCGCGAUUUCCGAGGAGACCCUGAACGGCGUGAUAACGCGUCUGCUGAGCGCCUACGUCGCGUUCGCGCCGGACCCAGCGCUGUCCAACUGCCUGCUGCAGUCGCAGUGGUACAUGGCGAUGCGUUGCCUGCACGUGUCCAACAAGUCGCUGUUCAAGGAGUACAUGCUGACCGGCGGUCUGGUGCCCCCGCUGAUCGGUAACUUCAUGAUCGUGGGGUGGGAGGAGGCGAGCAUGUCGCAGCUGCGUCUGUUUUCGAGCGAGGUGAUUGUGUUCUGCAUGGACUACAUGGAGCUGCGUCAGCAGGUUGUGGAGACCAAGGUGAACGAGCAGACUCUGGUUGAGUUUUUGCGGCACGACGUGGGCUUCGCGAAGUUCUUGGGCAAGCUCGUCGAGCGUGACGGCGAGAUCGAGGAGUACUGCCGCAAGGGGAAAUUCGAGUUCAAGAGCCCGCUGAUUUCCGACAUGGAGCGGUCACUGCACGAGUUCAAGCUGCUGAUCCUUUCCAAGCUGGCGGUGCACUCCACCGAGGUGAUGCGUCAGAUCUGCGACGCCUUCGAAGUCAUGGGCAUGGUUCCGCUGGCGAUCGUGGCCAACCUGAUCGACGGUUACCGCGUGGACCUACUGAUCGACUCGCUGUCGUUCUUGACCCUGCACGGCGAGGCGAAGGAGGACGUGGUGGUGGACAUGCUGCUGCCGGUGCUGCGGUGGUCGGAGUCGAGCGCGGACUGCAAGGACCGCACGUUUUACAUGGUGUGCCAGACCCUGGCUAACCUCACUCGUUCUCGCAGCCACCGCGACAACUUCAACAGGGACCCGAGCACCGGCGCCAUGUACGACGAGGCGCAAAUCUCUGCUCUGCGCGAGGCGUACGAGAAGCUGCCCGCCGCCAGCCGCCCCAAGUCCAACGGCGAGUACGACGAGGGCAGCGAAGAGCUGGCCGAGCGCAGCCGCAAGGCGAUUCUGUCGCUGCACGACGACGUGCCGGGGCUGCUGAUAAACCUCGCACGGAAGGCGUCUCCCGACAAUGCCGAGACCGACUCUUCCGAGUCCGGCAAGAGCGGCUCGGCGUCGCGUUACGACUCCGCCGCGUACCUGGUGAUUCUGGAGACGCUGCACAACGUGACGGCGCCGCGUGCCACUCGUGGUAAGAUGCAUACCGCCGGUGCGCUGCGGUUCUUUUUGAACGCCGCCAGCAACUCCGCGCACCAGAAGAGCAAGCGUUCGCGCUACUUCACGCAGUCUGUCGCCCAAAUCUGCAUGUCUUCCGACCCGAGGAACCUGUCGUACCGUGACGCACUUGACGCGUGUGGCCUGCUGGUGAAGCUGCUCCGCGACGACAGCGAGCUGCUGCAGUACGAGGCCGCGCUGGGCCUGACGAACCUGCUCGCCGUGGACGACAGCGUCCGUCAGCGCGUGUGGAAGGUCGGCGGGUGGGACGCCCUGGGCGCGCUGCUGUCGUCGGACAACGCGCUGCUGAAGGCCGCCGGCCUCGAGGGCUGGUGCAACUUCGCCAACGAUUCCGGUUGCGUGACCUCCCACAUCUACAGCAAGCUGUCCGACCUGCUGGACGAUGAGGAGCGUCGCAUCCGUAAGGAGAGCGAGGCCGAGAAUCCCGCCGAUAGCGCCGGCGAUGGUGGCAGCGACGACGAGGAGGGCGAUCAAACUACCGACGCUAACGUCAAGACCACCGCCUCUGACGUCCAAACCACCGACGCUAACGUCAAGACCACCGCCUCUGACGUCCAAACCACCGACUCUGACAACCAGGCUACUGAUAACGACGCCCAAACCACCGAUACCGACAAGGCUGAGGAAGCCGCCGCCUCAAGCGACUGUCUCAAGAAGGUGCCCAUUCUACAAAUGCACGACAUUAACGUGAUGUUGAUGUUCGCGGCCGACACUUCGGACCUGCGCUGUGCCAAGGCGAGCACUGGGGCGCUUGCUCACCUGAGCAACGACGUGCGCGUGGCGGGCUACCUGCCGCUCUGCAGCAAGUUCGACCGCCUGAUCGUGGCCGCCGACAGCCUGGAGGACCGCGACGCGCUGCAGCGCGUGUUCACGAUCUUCAACCACGUGCAGCAGGGCCACGAGGUGGGUGAGUCCGCUGCGCGCGAGUACGUCGCGAAGGUGAAGCGCGACAUCCGUGCGUGCACGGAGCGCAACAUGCCUAAGAUGAAAGCCUGCGGCCUCCUCGAUCUCGCUGAGGAGGUGCUGCGUCACUCAGACAUUACAGACAAUUCGAUCGCGUAG